AUGUCUGGAAGCGAGCGUAGGGUCUUCGAAACCCUUGUGUAUGCCAUUCCUUUCCUUCUCGCUCAGAAUUUAGUACCCGCCAUCGUGGUCCUGAGAACGAAGAAGAACUCGGUUCUCAGGUACUUGUGGAUUGUUUGGUCCGUCUUUGUUUUUUCUCGAUGGCUUCAGAUCCCGAUAUCGCACGGCGAGAGUGCCACAUACACCACCAAGGUGGGAGUCCAGCUUUUUAUGGUGAUCAUCCAGGGCUUCAACCUGGUCUUGAUCAACCCGCUGGACAAGAACGAGCUUCUUCAGACAAAGACUAUUGACCCAAGAGAUCAUUUCCUGUGCGAGACGUACAAAGUUGCCCGUMUGUUUAUAUAUUUGCGGGGCGUGCGGACACCAUGGCAGGCGAAAAAGAUCCCAUCGCAACCGGUGUACCUCGCACGACAGCUAAAAGCCCCAAUCUCUCGCAGUGCAUUCUUGAUGAGACAGGCUGCUAUCCUGGCGUGGCUGUACUUAUUCCUAAAUUGCAUAAGCUAUCUAGCCGCUGGAGACUCAGCACCACUGUCAAAGCCUGUCUACGGCCUAGGCUACCUCCACGUUUCCAAGGAGGAAUGGCGAACUCGAAUCAUGACCUCGCUGAUGUUCUGGUUUGCCUUCUUGCGGGCUGCGGUAGAUAUUGACUAUCGCACAGCGUCUAUUUUGUGUGUUGGCACAGGACUGGACUCUCCGGAGGACUGGCCACCACUGUUUGGUCGUGCAAAAGAGGCCUACACUCUCCGCAAUUUCUGGGGUACAUAUUGGCAUCAGAUGUUCCGAUGGCCGCUCACCGCGACAAGCAACUACCUGGUCCGAGAUCUCCUGGUUCUUCCUAGGCCGUCGUUGCUCGAACGAUAUACCAACAUCUUCUUCGUCUUUCUCCUUUCAGGCGUGAUGCAUGUCAUGUCGGACCUAUUCAUGGGCAUCCCUUUGAGCCAGUCGACUUCUCUUUUCUUUUUCUGCUCCAUGCCGUUAGCAAUUAUGAUCGAAGAUGCGGUUCAGGCAGCUUGGUCUCGACUCUCUGACAGUUAUAGUCCUGGAAGAGCUUCCACCAGCAGUGAUGGAUGCGCUGUGCCUUGCUGGCAUAAACUUGUGGGGUUCAUCUGGGUGUGUAGUUGGCUUAGUCUCAUGACCCCAAUCUGGUUGUAUCCUAUGCAGACGUCGAGAGGAAAAGGCUUGUUCCUCGUCAAUAUUCCAGAGCUUGUUGGUACACCGACAGCUAUUGCGAUGACUGUUGGUGGAGGUCUUGUGGUAAAAUAUAUUUUUCGCGGAGAGCUUUAG
This is a messenger RNA of Aspergillus viridinutans, 1302 nucleotides long. Its product is annotated as acetyltransferase spyB. NCBI's taxonomy places the organism in Eukaryota, Fungi, Ascomycota, Eurotiomycetes, Eurotiales, Aspergillaceae. Gene Ontology annotation, biological process: lipid metabolic process. The transcript is spliced from 2 exons. The coding region runs from base 1 to 1302 and encodes 433 amino acids. The record is from RefSeq and is a predicted model, not a curated record.